ACUACUAAGUUGGGGACUUUUGUUAUGAAAAUAUCGGAAAUUCCGUGACCCGGAAGUGCUUUUUUAGUGUUGCUGAAGAGAUGCUUAUUAAGACUCUGAUCUUAUUUUGAACGAUUCAUGGCUUAAUACAUUUUAUACACAGCGAUUAGCUACAAUUUAACCGCAGAGAUAGCUACACACGAUCACAAUGAACUACAUGCCAGGGACCGCGAGUCUCAUUGAUGACAUAGACAAAAAGCAUCUUGUACUUCUUCGCGAUGGAAGAACGCUAAUUGGGUUUCUUAGAAGCAUCGACCAGUUUGCCAACCUAGUUUUCCAUCAAACAGUUGAGCGCAUCCAUGUGGGCAAGAAGUUUGGGGACAUCCCCAGAGGAAUCUUCAUUGUGAGAGGAGAGAACGUUGUUUUGCUUGGUGAAAUAGACAUGGAUAAGCCGUGUGACACAGUCUUGCAGCAGGUUUCUAUAGAGGAGAUCCUAGAGGAGCAGCGAUUGCAACAGCAAGCCAAGCAGGAGACAGAGAAAGCCAAGGUGACCGCACUGAAGGACAGAGGCCUAUCCAUCCCCAAGGCAGAUAAUCUUGAUGAAUACUGAAGGCACUUCUGUUCUAUUUUCCUCUGUUAUACUAGACUUCCCAGUUCUAUGUUGAAUACGGGAUUAUUUUGGCGAUGGGGAGAAGAAUGUGUGGUUUAUAGAGGAAGCAGCAUCACACUAAAUACUGUACGGAUUUCAUUUUGAUAAUGGCUCAUUGGUGCAAAAGCAAGCAAUGAUUUAUGUGAUGCAUUUUUGUUAGAUUUAAUGACUGGCGUAAUGCAGGAAUUGAGGGUAGACCACACAAACGAAAUUGUCUGGAAGACUACAUUUCAUGCGAUUAAUCAAUUAAAUAUGAUUUUCAUACCACAAAACGUAUAACUUGUCAAUAGCACAUAACGAUGGGUUCUUUAUGUUUGUGUAAACAGACUUAAACUCUAAUGGUAAGAUUUGUUUUCCAAGUGUUUAUUUUAAUACGGAGGUCCACUUUGUAGAAAUUGUAACAGGACUCUUUACUUGCGUAUGACAAUGUAACACUGUUCUACUUCAUCAAGCAAUACAGUUUUGGUUCAUUCCUCCAGGCAACCGCUUUAACACAGAUUCUCUGGGUGAUGUUUACUGUGGCACAGGUUGCCACGGAGCUAUGACACUUCCUCACCAGUUGCGUUUCAAUUAGCUCAGGAAGUGUUAUGGUUCAGGUGCAAGCUGUGCCACAGUAAACCUCUUCAGCUGAGUCUGUGGUGAAACAGUGUACAUACAGUAAGGGUCGUUUUUGUACUUGGAGUUGAUAUGAAAGUAUACUGUUUAAGGUUCCCACAAUCAAGGUUCAAUUGACAUUGUGUGGGACAUUAGUGUGGGUCAAACGAAAACACCCUAAUUGGUUGACAAUAGAGCCACCCACAAUGCAGGCCGUGGCUACAGGGUGCAGUUGGUGGCUAAAGGGUAUGGGAAUACUGAGACUUGAACAUGGAUGCAAUCAUAUGACAUACAUCAUUGUCCAUUUUUGUCCGUCAAAAAUACAACUCAUCUCCACUUUUUUCAGAUGUGUUCAGUCUAGUUGCAUACUUAAAAAGAUGGACAAUUUGUGAAUUUUUGGUCAGGAACUCUGUGUCAUUUAUCCGGUAACAGAAGACUCCUAUUUAAAAAAGAAUUGCGUCCAUAUGGAAUUUUCAGACACAAAAUUGUAAUGUGGCCAUGGCCUAAUGCAACACACAUUGAAAGUUGGUGAUCAACGAUGGCCACCGACUGCAGAAAUCUGAUCUGCUCGAACACGCCCAGUAGUUGAGUUCCUUUCAACUUUCAAGCAUGUUGCACAUUGACUGAAUUUGGAUCAUAUUUGGAUCCCUUGUCUUCUUUCUGUGUUAUUAGGCCUACUGAUGUUUUAGUUUUUUUUUAUACCAUACUGCUCAAUAGUUUCUCCUGUUAUGAAUAGAAGGAGAAAAGGGAGUGGAGGUAAUACAAACACUCCCCCUAGUGUCCCAGGUGAUGGUGCCAAAUUCCCCAAAUAACUAAUAACUACACUGAUCAAAAAUAUAAACACAUGUAAAGUGUAUUAAAGUGUAUUUCUUUGAA
Messenger RNA from Oncorhynchus kisutch (coho salmon), 2098 nucleotides. It is a transcript of the gene lsm1, whose product is annotated as LSM1, U6 small nuclear RNA associated. The transcript is spliced from 4 exons. Gene Ontology annotation, biological process: deadenylation-dependent decapping of nuclear-transcribed mRNA. The record is from RefSeq and is a predicted model, not a curated record. Gene Ontology annotation, cellular component: P-body; Lsm1-7-Pat1 complex. Gene Ontology annotation, molecular function: mRNA binding. The coding region runs from base 188 to 589 and encodes 133 amino acids. NCBI's taxonomy places the organism in Eukaryota, Metazoa, Chordata, Actinopteri, Salmoniformes, Salmonidae.